AUGCUGCUCCCUGUGUUCUUCGGGAUGACCUGGGCACUGGCUAAUGGGCGGUGGUGUGAAUGGACGGAGACAAUCCAUGUGGAAGAGGAAGUGGCUCCUCGCCAGGAGGACCUGGUACCUUGCACCAGUCUCUACCACUACAGUCGCCUCGGCUGGCGACUGGCCCUGCCCCAGAGCAGCCACACAGGACUCUGUCCCAUCUACAAGCCCCCGGAAACCCGGCCUACCACGUGGAACCGCACAGUGAGGGCAUGCUGCCCAGGCUGGGGUGGCACCCAGUGUACUGAGGCCACCACGGUCAUUGCCAAAGCCAGCACUGUCAGCCAUUGCUUUGCCACCUGGCAUUGCCAGCUGCUGGCAGGCUCAGUGAAUGCUUCAGCAGGCAGCCUGGAAGAGUGUUGUGCCCAGCCCUGGGGACACAGCUGGUGGAAUAGCAGCUCCCAGGCCUGCCUCAGCUGCUCCAGCCUGUACCUCCCAGGCAACACCUCCUCCCGUGCCCUCCUGCAGCCCCUGGCAGGGGCGGUGGGCCAGCUCUGGAGCCAGCACCAGCGUCCCUCAGCCACCUGCAGCACCUGGUCGGGCUUCCACUUCCAUACCUUUGAUGGGCGCCACUACCACUUCCUGGGCCACUGCACUUAUCUGCUGGCAGGCAUGGCUGAUUCCACCUGGGCUGUCCACCUGAGGCCUGGGGGCCACUGUCGCCAGCCUGGACCUUGUCAGCUGGUCCGUGUGGCAAUGGGCCCCGAGGAGGUGCUGAUCCAGGGUGGCAGUGUCUCUGUGGAUGGGCAGGUUGUCCCUGAGGGGGAGUCUCGACUGCUCCAUGGGCUGAGCCUGCAGUGGCAGGGGGACUGGCUGGUGCUGGCAGGGGGCCUGGGAGUCGUGGUACGACUGGACAGGUCCAGCAUGGUCUCCAUCUCGGUGGACCACGAGCUCUGGGGACACACACAGGGCCUCUGUGGGCUCUACAACGGCCAGCCUGAGGAUGACUUUGUGGAGCCAGGCGGGGGACUGGCCCUGCUAGCGGCUACCUUCGGCAAUUCCUGGAAGCUCCCGGACUCCGAGCCUGGGUGUCUAGAUGCAGUGGAGGCAUCCCAGGGCUGUGAAGGCCCCCUGAGGGACGCGGAGUCAAGCGUGGACCCUGGGCAGCUACAGGCUGAAGCCCAGGACCUGUGCCAUCAGUUACUGGACAGUCCGUUCUGGCAGUGCCAUGUCCAGGUUCCCCCAGAUGAAUACCACGAAGCUUGCCUCUUUGCCUACUGUGCAGGGGCCACGGAGGACAGCGGUCGUGAGGGGCGGCAGGAGGCUGUGUGUGCCACCUUCACUGCCUACGCCCAGGCCUGUGCAAAGCAGCAUGUUUAUAUACACUGGCGACAGCCCGGCUUCUGUGAGCGCCUGUGCCCCGGAGGCCAGCUCUACUCGGACUGUGUCUCCUCAUGCCCACGCAGCUGCUCAGCAGUGGGUGAGGCUGAGGAGGGGUCCUGCCGAGAAGAGUGUGUGAGCGGCUGUGAGUGCCCAGCUGGCCUCUUCUGGGAUGGUGCCCUCUGCGUGCCUGCUGCCCGCUGCCCCUGCUACCAUCGGCGCCAGCGUUAUGGCCCUGGUGACACUGUGCGCCAGCUGUGUAACCUGUGUGUGUGCCAGGAUGGCCUCUGGCACUGCGCCCAGGCUCGGUGCCCUGCUGAGUGUGCAGUGGGCGGGGAUGGCCACUACCUCACCUUGGAUGGGCGGAGCUUCUCUUUCCGAGGUGCCCUGGGGUGUCACUACCACCUGGUGCAUGACUACGUGAAGGGGCGGAUGCUGGUGACACUCGAGCACGGGGCCUGCAACUUGGGGAGCUGCCUCCAUGCCCUGUCUGUCUCUCUGGGGGACAUCUGGGUCCAGCUCAGCGACUCAGGAGCUGUGCUGGUUGAUGGGCAAGAUGUACCCUUGCCCUGGAUGGGUGCCCGGGGGCUCAGCGUCUCUCAUGCCUCCUCCACCUUCCUGCUGCUGCGCUGGCCUGGGGUUCAUAUCCUGUGGGGAGUAGGCGACCCAGCAGUCUACAUCACCCUGGAUCCCCGCCUUGCCCAUCAGGUGCAGGGGUUGUGUGGCACCUUCACCUGGAACCAGCAGGAUGACUUUCUGACCCCUGCGGGGGAUGUGGAAACCAGCAUUACUGCCUUCAUUAGCAAGUUCCAGGUGCCUGGCAAGGAAGGGUGCUCCCCAGGGGACACAGCCCUCCUUUCCCCCUGCAGCGUCCACUCCCAGCGCCAUGCUUUUGCGGAGGCAGCCUGUGCCAUCUUACAAGGCCCACCCUUUCAGGAGUGCCACGGGCUAGUGGACAGGGAGUCAUUUCAUCUGCGCUGCUUGGCAGCCGUGUGUGACUGUGCCCCUGGCAGGGACUGCUUCUGUCCAGUGCUUUCUGCCUAUGCGCACCGCUGUGCCCAGGAGGGUGCCCCUGCUCUCUGGAGGAACCAAACCCUAUGCCCUGUACUGUGUCCUGGAGGCCAAGAGUACCAGGAGUGUGCCCCAGCGUGUGGCCUGCACUGUGGCCAGCCAGCAGACUGUGGGGAGCUGGGGGGUUGCGUGGCUGGUUGUAACUGCCCCCAAGGGCUACUGUGGGACCCUGAGGGCCAGUGUGUGCCCCCCAGCCUGUGCUCCUGCCAGCUUGGAGACCACCGCUAUGCACCUGGAAGUGUCGCCACAAAGGACUGCAACUACUGCAUAUGCCAGGACAGGGGCAUCUGGAACUGCACAGCUCGUCGCUGCCCUCCUCAGCGGGCCAUCUGUCCCCCACCGCUUGUCUAUGCUCCUGGUGCCUGCCUCCUCACAUGUGACAGCCCCAGCGCCAACCACUCCUGCCCUGUGGGCAGCUCGGCCAGCUGUGUGUGUCCCCCAGGCACUGUGCUGCUGGAUGACCGCUGCGUGCCUCCUGAUCUCUGUCCUUGCCGGCACAGUGGGCAAUGGUACCCACCCAAUGCCACCAUCCUGGAGGACUGCAAUGUUUGUGUGUGCCGGGGCCGGCAGUGGCACUGCACGGGGCAUCAGUGCAGUGGGCGGUGCCAGGCCUCUGGCGCCCCUCACUAUGUGACCUUCGACGGACUGGCCCUCACCUUCCCCGGGGCCUGUGAGUACUUGCUGGUGAGGGAAGCCAGCGGCCGCUUCAGCAUCUCUGCCCAGAACCUGCCCUGUGGGGCCAGUGGCCUCACCUGCACCAAGUCCCUGACUGUGCGGCUGGAGAGCACCAUCGUGCACCUACUCCGAGGCCGUGCAGUGAUGGUGAAUGGGGUGAGCGUAACACCCCCCAAGACCUACACAGGUCCUGGGCUGAACCUGCGCCGGGCCGGCCUCUUCCUGCUGCUGACAGCUCGUCUGGGCCUUACCCUGCUCUGGGAUGGAGGCACCCGGGUCCUGGUGCAGCUGUCCCCUCAGUUCCGUGGGCGCGUGUCCGGAUUGUGCGGAGACUUCGAUGGAGAUGCCAGUAAUGACCUGCGGAGCCGCCAGGGAGUGCUGGAACCCACAGCUGAGCUGGCCGCCCACUCCUGGCGCCUCAGUCCCCUAUGUCCCGAACCUGGAGAGAUCCCACAUCCUUGCACGGUGAAUGCCCACCGGGCCGCCUGGGCUGAGGCCCGGUGCGGGGUGCUGCUGCAGCAGCUUUUCGCCAGCUGCCAUUCGGAGGUGGCACCACAGCAGUACUAUGAGUGGUGUGUUUACGACGCCUGCGGCUGUGAUUCUGGAGGCGACUGCGAAUGCCUCUGUUCAGCAAUUGCCACUUACGCAGACGAAUGUGCGCGGCGAGGCCACCACGUGCGCUGGCGCAGUCAGGAGCUGUGCGCCCUACAAUGUGAAGGUGGACAGGUGUAUGAAGCCUGUGGCCCCACAUGUCCCGCAACCUGCCAUGGCCACCAGCCUGAGUCUGAGUGGCAGUGCCAGGCAGUCACCUGCGUGGAGGGCUGCUUCUGUCCAGAGGGGACCCUGCUGCAUGGAGGAAGCUGCGUGGAGCCAGCUGCCUGUCCCUGUGAGUGGGGCGGCAGCUCCUUCCUUCCAGGGACUGUGCUGCAGAAGGACUGUGGGAAUUGCACCUGCCAGGAGAGCCAGUGGCACUGUGGAGGUGAUGGUGCCCGCUGUGAGGAGCUGGUGCCUGGCUGUGCAGAGGGUGAGGCUCCGUGCCAGGACAGCGGGCACUGUGUGCCCUAUGAAUGGCUUUGUGACAACCAGGACGACUGCGGUGAUGGGUCUGAUGAGGAGGGCUGUGCUACUCCAGGCUGCACUGAGGGCCAGGUGACCUGUAGCUCUGGCCGCUGCCUGCCCCUGGCCUUGCUCUGCGACGGGCAGGAUGACUGUGGAGAUGGCACGGACGAGCGAGGUUGCCCAUGUCCCCCGGACUCACUGGCCUGUGCUGAUGGGCGCUGCUUGCCCCCCAUGUUACUCUGUGACGGGCACCCUGACUGCCCGGAUGCCGCUGAUGAAGAGUCAUGUCUAGGGCAAGGGGACUGCGUGCCUGGGGAGGUGUCAUGUGCUGAUGGCAUCUGCGUGCCGACCUUCCAGCUGUGUGAUGGAGUCUGGGACUGUUCGGAUGGAGCUGAUGAGGGGCCUGGGCACUGCCCCCUGCCCUCCCUGCCCAUGCCUCUUCCUGGCACCUUGCCUGGCCCCUCCACUUUGGCCACUAUGCUAAGUCCCUUGGCCAGCAGCAGCCCUGCGUCGCCUUGCGGCCCCUGGGAGUUUCCGUGCAGCAGCGGCGAGUGCACCCCGCGGGGCUGGCGCUGCGACCAGGAAGAGGACUGCGCUGAUGGCAGCGACGAGCUGGACUGCGGCCGGCCCUGCGCGCCACAGCACGUGCCCUGUGCCCACGGCCUUCACUGUGUGGCCCUGGGGCAGCUGUGCGACGGCGUGCCGCAGUGCCCCGAUGGCUCGGAUGAGGGCCCCGCAGCCUGCGGGACACUGCCAACCCUUGGAGGCCCCAACAGGACAGGGGUCCCCUGCCCAGAAUAUGCCUGUCCUAAUGGCUCCUGCAUUGGUUUCCAGCUGGUGUGUGAUGGGCAGCCUGACUGUGCCUCAGCAGGAGAAGCAGGGCUCUCUCCAGAAGAGCAAGGCUGUGGGACCUGGGGUCCCUGGGGUCCCUGGGGGCCGUGCAGUGAGACCUGUGGGCCUGGAGUGCAGGACCGGAGCCGCCCCUGCUCCCCGCCCAGGGCCCCUGUGUUGCAGCACUGCCCAGGCCCUGAGCACGAGUCUCAGACCUGCUUCACUGUGGCCUGCCCAGUGGACGGCAAAUGGAGCUCCUGGUCCCCCUGGUCUGUGUGCUCUGCCCCAUGCCGAGGCACCGUGACGCGGCAGCGGCAGUGCCACCCACCCCACAAUGGAGGCCAGCCCUGUGCCCUGCUCCCCGGGGGCCCACACAACACCCACCAGACCAAGCCCUGCUCCCAGGAUGGCUGCCCCAAUGCCACCUGCUCCGGGGAGCUGGUGUUCUGGCCCUGUGCCCCCUGCCCUCUGACCUGCAAUGACCUCUCCGGCCAGGCCAAAUGCCCACCUGACCGAUCCUGCAGCAGCCCAGGCUGCUGGUGCCCAAAAGGGCAGGUGAUGGACAAUGAGGGACGAUGCGUGUGGCCAUGGCAGUGCCCCUGCCUAGUGGACGGUGCCCUCUACUGGCCUGGGCAGCGCAUCAAGGCCAACUGCCAACUCUGUGUGUGCCAGGAUGGGAGGCCCCAACGCUGCCGGCCCAACCCGAACUGUGCAGUGAGCUGUGGCUGGUCAUCCUGGUCCCACUGGGCGGAGUGCCUGGGUCCCUGUGGGAGCCAGAGCAUCCAGUGGUCCUUUCGGAGCUCCACCAACCCCCGCCCCUCAGGUCGAGGUCAGCAGUGCCGUGGCAUCCACCGCAAGGCUCGCAGGUGCCAGACAGAGCCCUGUGAGGGCUGUGAGCAGAGGGGCCAGGUCCACCGUGUCGGGGAGCGCUGGCGCGGGGGCCCCUGCCUGGUGUGCCAGUGUCUGCACAACCAGACCAUACACUGCUCCACGUACUGCCCACUGGGCAGCUGCCCUGAGGGCUGGGUCCUGGAGGAAGGCAUGGGAGAAUCGUGCUGCCACUGUGCCCUGCCUGGGCAGAACCACACAUUGUCCCCCAUGGCCACUCCUGCGCCAGCUCCAGUGCCCAGUGCCCAGAUCGGAGCCCCUCUGACCACCUACGUUCUGCCUUCACUGGGCGAUCCCUGCUACGCACCCCUGCACUUGGCCCCAGCACCCGAGGCGAGCUUGCACACAUCGUCCCAACCACCACAGCGCACACCCUGGGCUGCCCUCCUGGGGGCUCCCACCAGGGGCCCCAGCACUCAGGGACAGAGCCAUGGAGAGGACACAUCCAGUGAGUGGCUCACUUGGCCGCCCUACCUGCAGCUGGACAUGUUGCAGCCCCGAAACCUCACUGGCAUCGUCAUAUCGGGGGCUGGGCCCUCCAAUGCUGCUGCCUCCAGCUUCUCACUCCAGCUGAGCAGUGAUGGUCUACACUGGCAUGAUUACCGUGACAUCCUGCCGGGCACCCUGCCCUCGCCCAAGCUUCUCCCUAGGGGUUGGGGCAAUGAGGCCCCCGAGGUGUGGACAUUUGGCCGCAUGGUGCAGGCGAGGUCCAUCCGAGUGUGGCCCCACCAUGUCCCCCACAGCACAAUCCGGCACAGCAACUUUCUGCGGGCUGAGCUGCUUGGCUGUGAGCCAGCCUGGAGUGAGUGGACAGAGGCCCCGAGGAAAGGAGUGGCCACUGUGCUCCAAGUCACACAGCUCAAGGUCACCAUAGGACCGAGCCUCAGCCCCAGGUUCCUGAGCAGGUUCCGAUUUUCUCACUAUCUCAAGGAGAAGGCCGAAGAGGAGGGAGGCCAGAGCAAGGUGCCAACCCCCUUCCCGCCCACACGGUGUGGUCCCAGCCAGAUGUCUUGUGCCAUCCUGGGCUGUGUGGAGCAGGAGCAGCUGUGUGAUGGGAGGGAGGACUGCCUGGAUGGCUCUGACGAGAGACACUGUGCAAGCCCCCUACCCUUCACAGUGCCCACCAGGGCUCUACCAGGUCUGCCAGCCUCGCAUGCCCUCUGCUCCCCGAGCCAGCUGAGCUGUGGCAGUGGAGAGUGCCUGCCCCUAUGGCGGCGGUGUGACCUCCAGCCCGACUGCCAGGAUGGCUCUGAUGAAGAUGGCUGUGUGGACUGUGUGCUAGCUCCCUGGUCCAGCUGGAGCAGCUGCAGUCACAGCUGUGGCCUGGGCCUCACCUUCCAGCGCCGGGAGCUGCUGCGACCUCCCCUGUCUGGGGGUGGCUGUCCGCUGAACCAACUCCGCAGCCAGUCCUGCUUUGUGCAGGCCUGCCCAGUGGACGGGACAUGGACUGAGUGGGAGGCCUGGGGACCCUGCAGCGUGUCCUGUGGGGGUGGCCACCAGAGUCGCCGGAGAAGCUGUGUGGAUCCCCCGCCCAAGAAUGGCGGUGCCCCCUGCCUGGGGACCUCCCAGGAGAGGGUGCCCUGCAGCUUGCAACCCUGCACGGGUGGCACAGACUGUGGGCCAGACCGUGUGUAUGUGAGUGCCGACCAAUGCCAGCAGGGCCUGGUGCCCCCGUGUCCCCCGUCCUGCCUGGAUCCCGAGGCCAACAAAAACUGCAGUGGGCACUGUGUGGAGGGAUGCCGCUGCCCACCUGGGCUCUUCCUCCUGGACAGUCGCUGCCUGCCCCUCUCUGAUUGCCCUUGCCUCGUGGGCGAGGAGCUGAGGCCGUCGGGGGUGUCCUUUGUCCUGGACAACUGCAGCCACUGCGUGUGUGAGAAGGGGGCACUUCUGUGCGAACCAGGGGGCUGCCCCCAGGCAUGUGGCUGGUCAGCCUGGUCUUCGUGGGCUCCCUGUGACCGCUCCUGUGGCUCUGGAGUGAGGGUCAGGUUCAGGUCGCCCUCCAACCCUCCUGCAGCGCACGGAGGUGCCCCUUGUGAAGGUGACACACAGGAACUACAGGCUUGCCAUGCUGAGUGUGAGACAGAGGCACCAGGCUGGACUCCCUGGACACCCUGGACCUCCUGCUCCCAGAGCUGCCUGACACCCGGAGGGGACCCAGGCUUGCGCAGCCGUUCCCGGCUCUGCCCCAGCCAUGGAGCCGGGCCCUGCCUGGGAGAGGCCACCCAGGAGGAACCCUGCAACCCCCCUCUGUGCCCAGCACCCAGUGGUUGGGGUCUGUGGGCUCCCUGGACUGCCUGUUCGGCCCCCUGCAAUGGAGGGAUCCAGACCCGUGGGCGGAACUGCUCCAGCUCAGCUCCUGGGGACCGGGCCUGCCAGGGUCCCCACAGUCAGACGAAAGACUGCCACACGCAACCCUGCACAGUCCAAUGCCCGGAGGGCAUGGUGUUCCACUCGGAGGAGCAGUGCCACCAGGAGGGUGGGCCUUGCUCUCAUCUCUGCCUGGCGCAGGGCACUGGGGUGGAGUGUACGGGAUCCUGUGGCCCUGGCUGCACCUGCCCCCCUGGCCUCUUCCUGCACAAUGCCAGUUGCCUGCCCCGCAGCCAGUGCCCCUGCCAGCUGCAUGGCCGACUCUACCCACCGGGGGCAGUGGCCCGCCUGGACCGCUGCAACAACUGCACCUGCCUCUCCGGUGAGAUGGCGUGCACCUCGGAGCUCUGCCCAGUGGACUGUGGCUGGAGUCCGUGGACACCGUGGGGUCAGUGCAGCCAGAGCUGCAAUGUAGGCAUCCGACGGCGCUUCCGGGCGGCCACCGCGCCCCCAGCUGCUUUUGGGGGUGCUGAGUGCCAGGGCCCCAACAUGGAGGCUGAAUUCUGCAGCCUGCGCCCGUGUCAAGGUCCUGGUGGGGAAUGGGGCCCUUGGGCUCCGUGCUCCGUGCCCUGUGGAGGUGGCUACAGGAACCGCACCCAAGGCAGUGGCCCACACAGCCCUACGGAGUUCUCCACCUGUGGUCUACAGCCUUGUGCAGGACCAGCGGCUGGCAUGUGUCCCAAGGGUAAGCAGUGGCUGGAGUGUGCCCCAGGCCCUGCCUCCUGUGCAGAGCUCAGCACCCCACGAGGCACCAACCAGACCUGCCAGCCCGGCUGCUACUGCCCCCCAGGAAUGCUGCUGCUGAACAACAUGUGUGUGCCCACCCAGGACUGCCCCUGUGCCCAUGGUGGGCGCCUACAUCCCCCUGACAGCGUCGUGCUAUACCCCUGUGAAAACUGUUCCUGUGUGGCUGGGCUCAUCGUCAACUGUAGCUCCCGGCCCUGCGAGCAUGGUCAGCCCAGCUGGUCAGCCUGGACUCCAUGGAGUAUGUGCUCUGCCUCCUGUGGCCCUGCCCACCGCCAUCGGCACCGCUUCUGUGCCUGGCCACCCACCAUGGCACCACCCAGCCUGGCUCCACUGUCCCCGCCAGCAACACUCUCACCUUUCUGCCCAGGCUCCGAGGCUGAGGGAGAGCCGUGCCUCCUGCCCGCCUGUGACCGAGCCGGGGGCUGGGGGUCGUGGGGGCCCUGGUCCAGCUGUAGUCGGAGCUGUGGAGGAGGCCUGCGCAGCCGCACCCGGGCCUGUGAUCAGCCCCCACCCCAGGGCCUCGGGGAUUACUGCGAGGGGCCUCAGGCCCAGGGAGAAGCCUGCCAGGCCUGGCCAUGCCCAGUGACCAACUGUACCGCCAUUGAAGGGGCAACGUACAGCGCCUGUGGCCCUCCCUGCCCACGCUCCUGUGAUGACCUCCUGCACUGCAUGUGGCGCUGCCAGCCCGGCUGCUACUGCCCACCAGGCCAGGUGCUGAGUGCUGACGGGGUUGUCUGUGUGCGUCCGGAUCACUGCAGCUGCCUGGACUUGCUGACCGGGGAGUGGCACCGGCCGGGCACUCAGCUGCUGCGUCCUGAUGGCUGCAACCACUGCACCUGCCUGGAGGGGAAGUUGAACUGCACAGACCUGCCCUGCCCAGUGCCUGGAGCGUGGUGUGAAUGGUCGGAAUGGACACUGUGCUCCCAGCCAUGCAGUGGCCAGAUGCGGACCCGCUCCAGAGUCUGCGCCUGCCCCAUGCCUCGACAUGGGGGUGCCCCAUGCUCUGAGGAGGAAAGCGCCCAGCAUCAGAAGGAGGCCUGUCCCAGCCCUGCCACAUGCCCAGUGGAUGGAGCCUGGAGCCCGUGGGAGCUGUGGGCUCCCUGCAAUGUGUGUCUGGGGCAGUCCCAGCGGAGCCGUACCUGCAGCCAGCCCCCAACCUCUGAUGGAGGCAGGCCCUGCAUGGGGGCCCACGUGCAGAGCCGCCCUUGUCAGGACAAUGCCACACAGUGCACGGACUGUGGUGGUGGCCUGGCUCUGCUCACCUGUGGGUGGCCCUGUCCCCGCUUGUGCCAGGACCUGUCCCCUGGGAGCAUGUGCCAGGUAGGCUCAACCAGCUGCCAGUCCAGCUGCGGGUGUCCCCCAGGCCAGCUGUUCCAGGAUGGACUCUGUGUGCACCCAGCCCGCUGCCGCUGCCAGUACCAACCAAGAGCCAUGGGGGUCCCUGAGAACCAGAGUCGGGCGACAGGAUCUGGGCUCAGCUCCUGGGAGAGCCUGGAGCCUGGCGAGGUGCUGACGGGGCCAUGUGACAACUGCACCUGUGUGGCGGGAGUUCUGCAGUGCCAGGAGGUGCCUGGCUGCCCCGGCCCAGGAAUAUGGGCCGCCUGGGGCCCCUGGGAGGACUGUAGUGCCUCCUGUGGGGGAGGGGAGCAGCUGCGCUCCCGGCGCUGUGCCCGGCCUCCUUGCCCAGGGAAUGCCCGGCAGAGUCGCACCUGCCACACUCAAGUGUGCAGAGGCUGCCCGGCUGGCCGCCUGUACCGUGAGUGCCAGCCUGGUGAGGGCUGCCCCUUCUCCUGUGCCCACGUCACGGGACAGGUGGACUGCUUUUCUGAAGGCUGCGACGAGGGCUGCCACUGCCCCCAGGGAACCUUCCAGCAUCAGCUAGCCUGCCUGCAGGAGUGCCCCUGUGUGCUGACAGCUGCGUUACUGCAACACCUGGGAGCUGCCAGCACUCAGCCUAGGGGCCACCUGGGACAGGUGGUUCAGCCUCUUCAGCCUGGGGAUGAACUGAACUCGGGCCAGAUGCUUCAUGUGGGCUGCAGCAACUGCUCCUGCACACAUGGGAAGCUGGCCUGCUCUGUGGAGGACUGUCCUGCCGCCAGUGGUGGCUUUGGUCCCUGGAACCCCUGGGGUCCAUGUUCUCGCUCCUGUGGUGGGCUCGGCACGCGAAGCCGCAGCCGCCAGUGUGUGCACCCCCUGCUGGCCACUGUGGGCCAGGGCUGCCUAGGGCGCCACCAGGAUCUGGAGUACUGCCUCAGCCCAGCCUGCCCUGGGGCUGAGGAAUCCACAGUGGAACCGGUGACAGGCCUUGCAGAUGGCUGGGGCCUGUGGUCUCCAUGGUCGCCAUGCUCCCGCACCUGCACAGACCCCACUCAGCCUGCAUGGCGCAGCCGUAGCCGUCCCUGUCUGUCCAACUGCACCGUGGGGGACCCCAUGCAGGAGCGUCCCUGCAAUCUACCUUCAUGCACAGAGCUGCUGCCCCUGUGCCCCGGCCCUGGCUGUGCACCUGGAAACUGCUCCUGGACAGCCUGGGGUCCCUGGGCGCCUUGCUCGCGCAGCUGUGGGGUGGGCCAACAGCGCCGCCUUCGAGCAUACCACCCCCCUGGGCCUGGAGGGCACUGGUGCCCCAACAUUCUUACCACUUACCAGGAGCACCGCUUCUGCAACUUGCGUGCAUGCCCAGUGCCUGGGGGCUGGUCGCGCUGGAGCCCAUGGUCCUGGUGUGACCGGAGCUGUGGGGGAGGCCGAUCCCUGAGGAGCCGCAGUUGCUCAAGCCCCCCACCCAAGAAUGGAGGUGCCCCCUGUGCUGGGGAAAGGCAUCAUGUCCGGCUCUGCAACCCCAUGCCCUGUGAGGAGGGCUGCCCAGCAGGCAUGGAGAUGGUCAGCUGUGCUGACCGCUGCCCCCGUCGCUGCUCAGACCUCCAGGAAGGGGUUGUGUGCCAGGCAGGUCAGGUGUGCCAGCCAGGCUGUCGCUGCUCUGAGGGGUCCCUGGAGCAGGAUGGCAGCUGUGUGCCCAUCAGCCAUUGUGAGUGCACAGACUCCCAGGGUCGCAGCUGGGCCCCCAGAAGCCAGCACCAGGAAGCCUGCAACAACUGCUCCUGCCAGGCCGGGCGUCUCUCCUGCACGAUGCAGCCCUGCCCGCCUCCCGCCCACUGCAGCUGGAGCCACUGGUCAGCCUGGAGUCUCUGCAGUCACUCGUGUGGGCCCCACGGGCAGCAGAGCCGCUUCCGGUCCUCCACGUCUGGCUCAUGGGCCCCAGAGUGUCAGCAGGAGCAAGUGCAGAGCCAGCCCUGUCCCCAGCCCCCGUGCCCACCCCUGUGCCUGCGUGAUGCCCGCCCCCAUACCUUGGGUGACAGUUGGCUGCAUGGCGAGUGCCAGAAGUGCUCCUGCACCCCAGAGGGCAUCAUCUGCCAAGACACGGAAGAGUGUGCAGUGUCUGGGGCCUGGACGCCAUGGACCCCCUGGUCCAACUGUCCCGUCUCCUGUGGAGGUGCAGACCAGGUCCGCAGUCGAUCUUGCACAGCUCCUACCCCCGGCCCUCACGGAACACCCUGCAGUGGCCCCAGCACCCAGACCCAGCGCUGUGGGCAGCAGCCUUGCCAGGGGCUGCUUGAAGUCUGUUCCUGGGGCCCAUGGGGGCCCUGCUCCCAGAGCUGUGGUCCAGGUCUGGCCACCCGCUUUGGGUCCUGCCCCUGCAUGCUGGCUGAGGCGGACCCCAACUGCACAGACACCUUCACACACCUGGACACUCAGGCCUGCUACCUGGAGCCCUGCCUGGAGGAAUGCGUGUGGAGCAGCUGGAGCAGCUGGACACGCUGCUCGUGCCAGGUGCCUGUGCAGCAGCGCUACCGACACCAGAGCCCCACUCCUGGAGGUGCCGGGGCAGGGACCCCCUGCACACGUCUGGAUGGCCACUUCCGGCCUUGUGUCACCAGCAACUGCUCAGAGGACAGCUGCACACCUCCCUUUGAGUUCCAGGCCUGCGGUUCCCCCUGUGCGGGGCUCUGUACCACACACCUGAGCCGUCACCUGUGCCAGGACUUGCCACCCUGCCAGCCCGGCUGCUACUGCCCCGAGGGGCUGCUGGAACAAGCUGGGGGCUGCAUCCCCCCAGAGCAGUGUAGCUGCUGGCACCCCUCAGGAGGGGAAGCCGGAGUCGUCCUGGCCCCUGGGGACCGCCUGCAUCUGGGCUGUAAGGAGUGUGAAUGCCGGGGAGGAGAGCUGCAUUGCACCAGCCAGGGAUGUCAAGGUCUUCUGCCUCUGAGCGGCUGGUCAGAGUGGUCGCCCUGUGGGCCCUGCCUGCCCUCCAGCAGCCUGGCUGCCACUUCCAGGACCGCCCUGGAGGGGCGCUGGUCCUUGGAUGUAGCCAGUCUCUCCCCAGCCUCAGGCCCUAUGUUGGCUUCAGAGCAGCAUCGCCACCGCCUGUGUCUGGAUCCCGAAACGGGGAGGCCCUGGACUGGGGACCCCGACCUCUGCACCUCACCCCUCAACCAGCACCGCCUAUGCCCUGACCCUGCAGUCUGCCAUGAUCCAUGCCAGUGGGGCCCUUGGGGGCCCUGGAGCACUUGCCAGGUACCCUGCAGUGGGGGGUUCCGGCUGCGCUGGAGACAGGCAGGGGGCACCCCUGGAGAAGGCUGUCAAGGGCCGUGGGCUCAGACCGAGAGCUGCAACCUGGGGUCCUGUCCAGGGGAGAGCUGUGAGGCCCGCAACACUGUGUUCACCCCUCAUUGUGCCAACCGAUGCCCUCGUAGCUGUGCUGACCUCUGGGACCGCGUGCAGUGUCUGCAGGGACCUUGCCUCCCAGGCUGCCGCUGUCCCCCCGGUCAGCUGGUGCAGGAUGGGCACUGUGUGCCCAUCUCCUCUUGCCGCUGUGGCCUCCCCAGUGCCAAUGCCUCGAGGGAGCUGGCCCCAGCCGAGGUGGUCCAGCUGGACUGUCAAAACUGCACUUGUGUCAAUGGGUCCCUGAAUUGCGCACACCAAGAGUGUCCAGUGUUGGGGCCAUGGUCAACCUGGAGCACCUGCUCAGCCCCCUGUGGUGGGGGCACAAGGAGGCGCCAUCGGAGCUGCCAGGGGCAUCCUGGAGGGACACCAUGCCAGGAGCAGGACACAGAGCAAUGGCAGGCGUGUGGUCUGCAACCCUGCCCCAAGUGCCCCCCUGGUCAGGUACUCAGCUCCUGUGCCACCUCGUGUCCACACCUCUGCUCCCACCUGCAGCCUGGUGCUGUCUGUGUGCAGGAACCCUGCCAGCUUGGCUGUGGCUGCCCAAGUGGGCAGGUGCUACACAAUGGCACGUGCGUGCCCCCUGCUGCCUGCCCGUGUGCCCAGCUCACUUUGCCCUGGGAACUCACCCUGACCUUUGAAGAGCGGGCCCAGGAGCUGCCCCCAGGGACUGUGCUCACCCAGAACUGCACCCGCUGCGUCUGCCAAGGCGGAGCCUUCAGCUGCUCCCCCGUCGACUGUCAGGAGUGCCCCACUGGGGAAAUGUGGCAGCAGGUGGCCGCCGGGGAGCUGGGGCCCUGUGAGCAGACAUGCCAAGAGACAAACACCACAGAGGCUCCUAGCAAUUGCAGUGCCAAGCAAGCCUCUGGCUGUGUGUGCCAACGAGGGUACUUCCGCAGCCUGGCGGGCCCCUGUGUCCCUGCAGACCACUGCGAGUGCUGGCACCAGGGGCAUCCCCAUCUGCCCGGAUCUGAAUGGCAGGAGGCCUGUGCCAGCUGCCGGUGCCAAGGCGGGAAGACUGUCUGCACCCAGCACUGCCCCCACCUCACCUGUGCUCAGGGCCAGGUGGAGGCACAGGAGCCUGGGAGCUGUUGUCCCAAGUGUCGCCUGCAGACUCUGGAGGAGAGUUCUAUGUCUUGCCGGCUCUUCACUGAGCUUCGCAACCUCAGCAAGGGCCCCUGCCAGCUGGACCAGGUAGAAGUGAGCUACUGCAGUGGGCACUGCCCAUCCAGCACCAACGUCAUGCCUGAGGAGCCCUACCUGCAAAGCCAGUGUGACUGCUGUAGCUACCGCUUGCACCCGGAGAACCCGGUGCGGAUCCUGAACCUGCGCUGUCCCGGCGGCCGCUCGGAGCCCGCGGUGCUGCCAGUCAUUCACAGCUGCCAAUGCAGCGCCUGCCAGGGAGGUGACUUCUCCAAGCACUGA
Messenger RNA from Ochotona princeps (American pika), 15138 nucleotides. Its product is annotated as SCO-spondin. Bases 1 to 15138 code for a protein of 5045 amino acids. The transcript is spliced from 100 exons. Gene Ontology annotation, cellular component: extracellular matrix. Gene Ontology annotation, molecular function: protein binding. The record is from RefSeq and is a predicted model, not a curated record. Lineage: Eukaryota; Metazoa; Chordata; Mammalia; Lagomorpha; Ochotonidae.